Molecule: messenger RNA, 6525 nt
Organism: Teleopsis dalmanni
Lineage: Eukaryota; Metazoa; Arthropoda; Insecta; Diptera; Diopsidae
Exons: 6
Coding region: 1-6525 (2174 amino acids)
Molecular function (GO): zinc ion binding; nucleic acid binding
Source: RefSeq, a predicted model, not a curated record
AUGCAAAAAAUCGCCAGAAAAUUGGAAGCUACGCAAUCCCUGCUGAAAAACUUCUCCACCAACAUACGGAAAACGGCAAAAAGCAAGCAAACAAAAGGUUUCUUCACUGCCAGAAAGAAUCUCUUGGAAAGUUACUGGACGCAGUACAAGGAAGCUCGAGAAGAUUUGUUGGCCAAUAUUUAUGACGGUGCAAAGGUGGAAGAAGUGAGUGACACAAUUAAAGCGUUAGUUAGCGAAGACAGUUACAUGGAAAUUGAAAUAAUUUAUUCGGAAAUGAUGGGAGAGCUAAUCGAUGAGUUAGAAAGCACUGAAGUUAUAGAAUCUCCAGGUAAUAACGAAACUGUAAUUAAAGGUGUGUCAAGCAUGGAACUGACGUCUAAUUUACCACGUAUUAAAAUUCCGUCGUUUGAUGGUAAUUAUCUGCACUGGUACGCAUUUAAGGAUUUAUUCACGUCAGUUGUAUCAAAUAACGUUGCAUUGUCUAAUACACAGAAACUUCAAUAUUUAAAAGAUGCGUUAGUGUUGGACGCUCAACACGCCCUAGACAACAUUACUACAACAGAUGCACAUUGGGCAGUAGCAUGGAGUUUACUCGUCCGCAAGUAUGAGAACAAGAGGAUCAUUCUUAAUGCGUAUUUAAAACAAAUUGUUAAUUUAACAACGGUGUCUGAUGGUUUACCUAAUAGUUUACGCUUGUUAUGUGACACCAUCACGUCAGCUGUGCGUGCGUUAGAGCAAUUGGGUCGUCCAGUGCAGCAUUGGGACGAUUGGUUGGUCUUUACCCUUCUCCAAAAAUUAGACACGAAAACACGCUCAGCUUGGGAGCUGUCAACAACCAGUUUAGAACAAAUUCCAAUGUUUGAGGAGCUGGUCAAUUUCCUAGAAAAUCGAAUACAUUCGCUGGAGGUAGUUAAUAGCAUGACCGAUAACUCUAAUCAGGAGAAAAAGUUUGUAACACCUAUCAGAACAAAGGGGUUCGUGAAAAGCCAUCAUACCACUGUUCAACAAUGCGUGCAUUGUCAAGGUAAGCAUUUACUGGCAUAUUGCGCAGAAUUUCGGCAAAUGACUGGGACAAAGAGAUAUGAGGUAGUCAGAUCUGCAAGAUUGUGUUUCAAUUGUUUGAGAACGGGACACAUGGGUCAUAAUUGUCCAUCGAAAUAUCGGUGUCUGCGAUGUAAUGCAGCGCAUCAUACAUUACUACAUGACCAUAGUGGAAGUGGUGGAGAAACUAAUUACUCAAAUAUACCGGAAAAGACCACUGAAGCGACUAAGAAAUACGCUGUCACAUCAAAUAAUACAUACAUUUCCAGUGCUAAUCAAGGUGCUCGAACUUUACAUCUACAGACUGUUUUAAUUGGCACUGCAUUGAUAGAGGUAAGGAGUCCUUCUGGUCAGAAGCUUAUUGUGCGAGCUCUUUUGGAUAGCGCGUCGGAAGCAACGUUUGUCAGCGAAUUCAUCGUGCAGCGGUUAAAACUGGACAAAACAAAUGUCAUAGUGCCGGUGAGUGGUGCAAAUGGUGAAAGGGUCGCCAAUUCAAGAGGAAUGGUUUCAUUUACAAUCCAUUCGUUAAAAUCCGAUUUCAACAUGAAUUGUGUUGCACUAAUACUUCCACGAGUGGGUAGCGUUACCCCAACCAUUCCCAUACCGAAAGAAGCGCUUGGUGAGUUCAUGAAUUUAGAUUUAGCUGAUCCUCAAUUACAGGUUCCGGGGGCAGUCGAUAUGAUUUUGAGCGCUUCAGAUUAUGCUGCUAUUGUCUAUGAGCGACUAAAACGGCAUCCAACUAACAAUAUUGUUGCCCAAUAUACGCAACUCGGUUGGGUAAUUUUUGGUGGACUGUCGCGACGAAAGGCUAUUUCAGUGAAAGGACAAGUUAAUUGCUGUCAUACUCGGGCAACAUUGCACGAAAUGCUACAUAAAUUUUGGGAAUUGGAAGAAAUAACAAACCACGUUCCGUUAACAAAAGAUGAAAUGUACUGUGAAGAUUUUUUUGAGCGUACAACUGUACGCAACGCAACGGGUCGAUAUGUAGUUAGACUACCAAUCAAGCAGAAAGCUGAUUUGGCAACACUUAAGUCAAGUAAACUAAAUGCACUUGCAUUAUUAAACAGCACGUUACAGCGAUUAACCCGAGAUCCGGAUAUGUACAAACUCUACCAAGAUUUCAUGGACGAAUAUCAGACCUGUGGCCAUAUGGAAGUGGUGCCACACUCGUAUGAUGUAGCUUCAACAUGUUAUCUUCCUCACCAUGGUGUCUAUAAAGCAUCGAGUUCUACAACGAAGCUUCGCGUAGUCUUCAAUGCUUCUAAUAAAUGUUUGAGCGGAAUAUCGCUUAAUGAUUGUCUGCAUAUAGGUCCCAGAUUACAAAAUGAUCUAUCAAAUAUCAUCUUGCAAUGGCGGCAUUACCCUAUAGUGUUUACAGGAGAUAUCGAGAAAAUGUACAGGCAAAUUCUUGUUGAUAGCAAAGAUGUGGAUUUGCAACGAAUAAUGUGGCGCGUUCGACACGGGGACGCCCCUACAACGUUCCGGUUGCUCACUGUAACAUAUGGGACUAAUUGUGCUCCAUAUCUUGCCAUCAAAGUAUUGCGUACUCUGGCAAAAGAGGAGCAAACUCGUUUUCCACGGGCAGCUGAAUCGAUUCUAAAUGAAUUUUACAUUGAUGACGUACUAUCAGGUGGAGACACUCCAAUCGAAGCUGCAGAAAAAUUGCACGAACUUCAGGAGCUUCUAGCAACUGCAGGCUUCACUUUACGUAAAUUUAAUUCGAAUUCAAAUGACGUUUUAAGCACUCUGACUGCGGACGUAAAAGCUCACGCCGACGAUGUGGAAAUUAACACCGAGUAUAAAACUAAGACACUUGGUCUUACUUGGUAUACAAAAUCCGACAGUUUUGGUUACAACGUCAAUGUAACUUGUGACAACCAUCAUUACACAAAACGACUAAUGUUGUCUGACAUAUCGAAGUUAUUUGAUCCACUUGUGUUCUUGGCUCCGGUUAUCAUUCGAGGAAAGAUGUUUCUGCAACAACUCUGGCGUACUGGAUCCGAUUGGGAUGAUCCCUUGUCAAUAGAGAUGGCAAACAUUUGGCAUAACUUUCGUAUUGACUUACAACAAUUACAUCACAUUCGAAUCCCACGUUGGAUAAACACCACUUCGACAAGUGCAAUUGAAUUACACGCAUUUGGUGAUUCAUCAAAUCAAGCAUAUGCGGCUGCAGUAUAUGCGAAAACAACCAUCGGUCCGACCAGUUUUGUAAAUUUGCUUAUUAGUAAAACUAAGGUAGCCCCGUUGAAAGAAACGUCUAUACAACGUUUAGAAUUAUGUGCAGCAUUGCUAGCAGCAAAACUUCUACACAAGGUAAAAGGAACAUUUAAGUGUCAACCAUCACGCUGUAUUUUGUGGACUGAUAAUACAACCACUCUGUGGUGGAUUAGAACUGAUCCAGGCAAAUUGAAGCAGUUCGUGGCAAACAGAGUGUCACAAAUUCAGUCAAUGACAAAUAUUGAAGACGGGAGGUAUAUUGCAACAAAGGAUAAUCCGGCUGAUUGUGCAUCACGAGGCAGUACCGUUUUGCAACUAAAAGAUAAUCUGAUGUGGUGGUAUGGACCAUCUUGGCUUCGCUUAAAUGAGAAAAUGUGGCCUAACCACCAAAUCAAUCAUACUCCUGACAGUUUACCUGAGAAAAAAGAGAUUAACUCAUUAACUACGCAGUUAUCAACAGAAGUGUGGGAAAUAUUUGGACGAUAUGCUACUCUUGACAAAUUACUCCUAGUCGUGGCGCAAUGUCUACGUUUUAUUCAUGCGUGUCAAAAAAGGAUGCGUCGAGAUGAAAGUUUCUGCACUUGGCAAGAACGUUAUACGGCUCUUAAAAAAUUAGUAACAAUUGUACAAAGGACCGAGUUUACCAACGAUUAUGCUGCUUUACGGAAAGGCAAUCCAAUUAACAAAUCAAGUAAAUUGUUUAAAUUGAAUCCGAAGCUUGAUUCCGACGGAAUUAUGCGUCUAAAUGGAAGACUGCAAAAUGCGAAUAUUCCUUCAGAUGAACGAUGUCCAAUGAUAUUACCCAGACGUCAUGAUUUUACUACGUUGAUUAUUAAUCAAGCUCAUAGUCGAACAUUACAUGGCGGAACUCAAACAACAUUAGCAUAUGUGCGACGGCAAUUUUGGGUUAUUGAAGGAAGAUCCGCUGUGAAGAGAGUGAUUAACAAAUGCAUUACAUGUUUUCGUCAAGCCUGUCGACCGCAAGCACAACUUAUGGGUAACUUACCUCCAGCACGGUGUAAUAUAUCACAGCCAUUCAUGCACACGGGCGUGGAUUAUGCUGGUCCAUUUAAUGUGAGAGCGACAAGAGGGAGAGGCCAUCGUACUUACAAGGGGUAUGUGGCUCUAUUUAUAUGUUUUAUUACACGAGCUAUUCAUUUGGAACUUGUGAGUGAUAUGACAUCUGAAACAUUUCUAGCAGCGUUAAAGCGAUUUGUAUCAGUCCGUGGCAUAUGCUCAGAUAUGUACAGCGAUCGUGGUACAUCCUUUGUCAGUGCUGAUGCUUUAAUGAAAGAUGAAAUUAAAUUAUUUAAAAAACAAAUUGAAGCUGGGUCUGUGUUUGCAUCAACCGUUGGCAUAAAUUGGCACUUUAUACCACCCGCAGCGCCUCAUUUUGGUGGCCUAUGGGAGGCAGGAGUAAAAAUCGAAAAUUGUUUAAAUUCGCGGCCGCUUACGGCUCUAUCUGAUGACCCCACAGACUUAUCAGCGUUGACACCAGGACACUUUUUGAUUGGACGAGCGCCAUCUGCCGUACCUGAACCUAAUUUGCUAAAUACAAAGAUUGGUGUACUAUUCCGAUGGAAGAUGUUAAGCCAGAUGUAUCAAGACUUUUGGCGCCGUAGGUCCCAAGAAUAUUUAACACAAUUACAUGCCAGAAACAAAUGGACUAAAAGCCAAACAAAUGUCGCAACCGGUCAACUGGUCCUACUUCGAGAUGAACGAUUGCCUCCAAGCUCCUGGUUGCUUGGCCGCAUUAUCCAAGUCCAUCCUGGCACGGACGGUGCUGUUCGUGUCGUAACCAUAAAAACACAGUCCGCCAUUGUGAAACGGCCAAUUACGAAGAUCUCUGUUUUACCAAUCGACAUUGAAGGACGUCCUGAAGCACACGAAAAUGAAAUUUUUCAUGAGCAUGCUACGCAUUUACGCAUACUUCGUGACCAUCAAAAUGCAGGCUCUUUAAUAUCAUCAGAGGUGCCUACAAUCAUACGUCAAAAUCUAUUAGCAAAUUUUCGGAAUGGCAGUCGACAUGCACCAUAUUUUAUUUGCGGACCCCACGGAAGCGGUAAGAGUGCUUUAAUAGUGGAGUUAUAUCGACAGGUCACUGAGUGGUUCAGUUCAAAACGAGUACAUCGAGUUAUACGUUUUGCUGCAGCUACUCCACGUUCAGCCUACAAUUUAGAAUUAUUACGUGUUAUAUGUCAACAGAUUUCUAUUAUUUUUAAUAUACCAGAAGGUUACUUACCAAAAGAUGCAUCCUUCGAUCCGAACUAUAUAAAUAAUUGGUUCCAAAAUUUAUUACGACGUAUUGAGGAUAUGAAUAAUGAUGUUUUGUUUCUUUUUAUUGAUGAUUUGCAUUUAUUAAAUCCACUGGAUUGCGAUAUUGUAGCUGCAUUAUCUUGGUUGCCCACUUCAUUGCCAUGGAAUGUGCAACUUAUAUGCUCUACAACAACAGCUAUAGAUCAAUUGAAAUUCACACCAAUGCAACGUGAUCGCUUUAGAUCGACAGAAUUUCUUUUUGAUUUAACAGUUGCUGAAAAUCGCACUGAAUUAAGGAAGCCAAUUAUGAAUAACACAAUUUCUGUUAGUGAUGAUAUCGCUUUUGAGCAGUUUUUGGAAUCACAAUUUGAUUAUUUUGAGAAAUUCUAUGGAAAGAAGGGCUUCGGUCGUUUAGCUGCGUACAUCACAUGCGCUGAAUAUGGACUGACGGAAACUGAGCUCUUGGAAUUAUUAAUGCCCACCGAUGAGCCAGAGGCAUUUGUCGAAACCGAACAUGGAAACUUUAAUUUCUCCACAUUCAAAAGGAUUCACAAUGAAAUGAGCUUUCUUUUGCAUGACAAAAUAAUGUCCGGCAAAGUGCUUAUACAGUGGCGACACACUUACUGUGCACAUUUAUCCCAACAGCGAUACAUGGAUGCACAGAGUACACGUGCCAUGCAUAUAGCCAUUGCCAAUAUAUUCUUUCAACAAGAAGGGGAGGAUGCUGAAGAAGGCAGCAGUGAACAAGAAACAGAAGAAAGUGACAAGCAUUCAGUAGUUAGUCAAAAGGAAAAGGAUAACAUCUCUACUGGUCGUAAAUCAUCAUCACAUCAUAAUGAUGAUACUUCAACGUUCUACAAUCCAAUUGCGGCUGACGUUUCGUAUAGCAUGCGACAUGUUGAAGAGAGUUGGCAUCACUUAAUGCGUUCCGACGAUACAGCCAAGUUCAAGCAAAUUGCAGUAUGCAACUUUGAUUUUUUACUAGCAGCGGUGAGUACAGAACAAAAAUAA